This is a messenger RNA of Cololabis saira (Pacific saury), 4576 nucleotides long. RefSeq names its product myelin protein zero (gene mpz). Gene Ontology annotation, biological process: myelination. Lineage: Eukaryota; Metazoa; Chordata; Actinopteri; Beloniformes; Belonidae. The record is from RefSeq and is a predicted model, not a curated record. Gene Ontology annotation, cellular component: membrane. The transcript is spliced from 6 exons. The coding region runs from base 182 to 823 and encodes 213 amino acids.
GGUUUUCUGUUGUUGUCCUCUGUCCCGGCAUCCUGCACCCCUUCCAUUCUCCUUUUCUCUCUCUUCCCUUCUCUUUCUCCUCCUUCCACUUGCGCUCCCCGCAGAGUGGCACUCGUCCUGGACAGAGUCCCGUCAGGUCUGCAGCAUCCGCCUCUGGGGAGCUCCACGGAAGCCAGGAACCAUGCUGACGGUUUUGGCGCUGGCGUCGGUCGUCCUUCUGGGAAUAGUGCCUGAACAGUCCCAGGCCAUCGUGAUUUACACGGGCUGGGAGCGCCACGCCUUGCUGGGCUCGGACAUCCGGCUGUCCUGUUCCUUCUUCUCCUGGCGCUGGACCUCGGAGGACGUCACCUUCUCAUGGACGUACAGGCCCGACGGCUCGCGGAACAGCAUCUCGAUCUUCCACUACACCGGCGGCGUGGCCUACCUCGACAACAAGGGGCCCUUCAGGGACCGGCUGGAGUUCGUGGGGAACCCGGGUCGCCGCGACGGCUCCAUCCUGAUCAAGAACCUGGACUUCAACGACAACGGCACCUUCACCUGUGACGCCAAGAACCCCCCUGACAUCGUGGGGCGGCCCUCCAGCGUCCGCCUGCUGGUGUUUGAGAAAGUGCCCAUUCAGGCCGGCGUGAUCACGGGGGCCAUCAUCGGCGUGGUGCUGGGCCUGCUGGUGCUCAUCGUGGUCAUCUACUACCUGAUGAGGUUCCUGGUGGCGCGGCGUGUCUUCAGCCUCAGCGUCAGCAAACAUGGGAAGAAAAAGAAGGAGGGAUCGCAGCAGAGACAGCUCUGGACACCACCCCCCCUCACUUGUUACCCCCUACCCUAAAAGAACUCAGUUUCUACCUCCUCUUCUCUCUGUGUCUCCUCAUGUCUGACCCCUCGGUUCCCCCUCUUCCUCCUCCCCUCCAAGGUGUUUUUCUCUUUCUUCACACAGCUCCGUGUGUCCUGCUCGCCCCCAUCGCUCAUCUUCCCACCUCUAACCCACCUGUGUCACCCGCCUCCCCGCCUCUCUCACUCCUUUCCUCCUGAAGUGACGCUCCUCCCCUGUUCUCCCCCCGACCCCCUCUCCCCCUCCUCCCGCCACAGGGCCCCACGCCUCCCGCCGACCCCGCCAAGGUGAAGGCGGCCGCCUCGGAAAAGAAGAAGCAGGAGUCGCGCAAGGAUAGGAAAUAGGAUACGGGGAGGGGCUGGGGCGGGCUCGCCGGCCGGCUGCUCCAGCCCGUGCGCCGGGCGCUGGCGGUGGUGGCGACGAAGGCCCGGCCUGCGGCGCAGCGGCAAACCGUAGUCAGGAGGACGGGGGGGACCGGGGAGGAGGGAGAGGGACGGGUACUGAUGACCAUCGAACUGCAGCUGACCCGCAGCGGCGGGGAGGAGGGGUCCAGCGGCGAGGGAGGGACCGGCAGGUCAGAGCCCCGAGGCCUCUUCUCCCGCCUCGCCAAUCAGCUCACCUUUAAAUAACAGACCACCGCAGGAGGGGGGGGGAGGGCCGUGCAGGAUAAAGGAAGUCUACCGAGGAGGCAGGAGGAAGAGAGUUACACCACCAACCUACUUCACACCACGAGUGCCCGAGCAAACGGCUCCCGUCACAGACGGCAGACGCAGCUACUGUACGUCGGCCGAGAUCUAAGAUGUCCUGAUAUUCUCUUACACCUGUCGCCCCCCCGCCCCCCCGGCGACUUUUGUUAGGUCAUAAGAUAUGCCAUUUGAAGCGAGACCCUAAGACGGUGGAGUUUGAUAACAAAAUCUGCAAAGCUGCUCCCCAGGUUUUGCCUCUCUGGUUCCUUUCAUUGUGAUCCACCUGGGAAAGAAAAAAAAAAAAAAAAAAAAGGCUUUCUCCAAGUGAGUCAGAUACGCAUCACGACUACCCGGCUGCGGGGACAAGCCAAUUUGUUUUUUCUUUUUUCUUUUUCUCCUUCCAGAGCUGAUAUGUCAAACCGCAGCUUUCUCUCCUGGCGCUGAUCCUCCCUCUCUUUCCUCUCCCGCUCCGUUUCUACCUCCUUUCAUCACUAAGUUCACAACUUUCUUGUUAAUUUAUAUUACCGAAGUGAUUUAUAUGCUAACUGCUCUAUCCUGUUUCUCUUCCUCUCUCACUUCCCUCCCCUCUUUUCUUCCUUCUGUAGAUAAAGGUCUGACUCCUCCAUGACUGCCUCCACUCCUCUAGUCUGCUCUCUCCUUUUCUGCCCAGCCCGAUGCAACCCCCAUUAUUUCCCAUUAUCUCCACUCUUUCAAGACGGCAUUGGCUUUGAGAAUAGUCCUCCUAUAUCACUGGGAACGGUGUCAAAUAACUCCGUCCCCCGUUUGCGUACAUUGGGCAAAGUGCAAAAGUGUUUAAGGCCUAACCAGCACAUAACUUCCUUAAGAGGGGCCCCGAAGACAUCCCCGCGUGUUUAGAGUCUCCUGAAUCUUCCCUCUUAAUGUUUACGACUCAAUCACGCGUGCCGGGCAGAGCCGUGCAUGCGUGCACGCUGGACUUGAGGUAGAGGAAAGUGGAAAGGAGAGUGAUGGGGAGAGAGAAACAUGAGCCGGCGUAGAUAUAAAGUUCAAGCCCCGGAGCUUCUGGGGUGAUUCAAUUCUCUCACAUUUGAGCUAAUGGAGGUUGUCGCCGUGUCUCUGCCCGGGCUAACGGCGGGGCUAUUUCUGGCCCCGACGAGAGCGUAACAGCUGCACAUUUUUCAGCCGACAGGCGAGGUUGGGGGAGGAAGAAGAGGAGAGACGGGAACGGGGCCGGUGGUGGUGGUGAUGGUGUUGGGGGGGGUGGGAUCUCUGUUGUUUGAGCGCACGAGGCGAUCCGCUGUUGGCUCGACGGCCGUCGACUGAUGACCUGGAAUGACGUCACGGCCUCCGAGGGCCGGCGGGCGCUCUCGGGAGUCUUACCAGGAAGAGGUGCAGCGUCGGAGUUAUUUUUGGUCCGGUUCAUCCGCUCCCACGUUCUCCAGCGGCCAACGCAGGUCUAAUUAUUUUAGCACGCUUGUAACGGGAUCUCUCUCUUCACAUCUUCCCUCCCGUCUCCUCGGCCGUCUUCUCUCCUCUGUUGUUCACUUUUGAUCUCUGCUCCCAUCUUGGGAAUCAUCUUCUCCCCCGAAACCCCCUGUUUGGUUCUCUCUGUCCUCCUCUUCUUCUUCCUUUAUCUCAUCCUCUUCCUGCCGUCUACCAAGUCUGCACCGCAUUAUUCCACCACGGAAAAGGCCUACACACAAUCCAAUCCACUCUUUAAGCCUCUCAUUAUCUGACUGCCAGGCCUACAGCUGAAGGCUGCUCCUCUCUUUCUUCUGUCCUUCCUCUUCUUCCUCAUCUUAAUUUUUUUUUUUUUUUUUUUGGAAACUCGGUGGCAGACAGACAGAGCUCUCUCCCUUUCCUCUGUCUUCACCGGUGAUCGACAAACGCCCUCACGAUCGCCCUUCAGAUAUCCCUGAGGCGUGUCAUCUCACCAGCACUGCUUUCUUUCUCUCCCUCUCCAGCCCUUUAUUGUCUCGUCUCUGCUGGUUCGAAUGCCCCAAACGCUCUUCUCUGCCCCCUAGUGGCAGAGGCAAGUCUGCACCGCAGACUCCGAAACAGCGUCUUUUAAUCUAGCUAGCUCUCUCCUGGUUGCAAAAAAACCAUUUCAUGUAUGUCAGUUACAUCGUUAAAAAAAUGAAUUUCACCCUAAGUAAAGCAAACUUUGUUUUGUGAGACUUUUUUUUGUUUUUAUUUUAACAUGUGUGGACGCAAACACAUGGAGAACAUGUUUAUCGAGGCCGGGAAGAAAUGUAAUUGUAUCCUGCGGAGUAUGUUGUAUUCCUGACCCUGCGUGUUGUGGGAGGUGCUGUGUGGCUGUCUCUUGGGGAGGUUUUCUUCUGAGAAAAAUCAAAGGUUUUUUUGGGGCAGAGAGAAGAGGAGGGGUGGAAGAGGGUUCGGUUAGCCUCAGAUUGAGCACCGUGUGGCUGGGGAGAAAAAAAAAUUAAAAAAUGAGGAGGGAAGGCGCUUGCUGCGGGAGAAAGCUCGGGAGAACAGACUUAUCUGGCGUGUUAAGCCCAGCCAAAUAUCCACAUGUAUCACUACAGAUAGUCUGCGUUCCCCUAAAGCUUUCUUUUAAAGGUACUCCUUCCCCAACCCUGAGCCAAGGAUGGACUGCGUUCUGCAAGCCUGAUAAGCAGGGUGGAUAGUGUAGACUUGAAUGUUCCUUUAAAACUCAUAACAGGAAUGGAGGUGCUAAAAUCCACGUGUUUGUAACUGGACAUCUGUUUCACUAUAGUCGCUGUUCAUCCAUCCAGUCAAACGGAUUAGGUAGACUUUUUCUGUUCUUUUACAGCAAAGCCACACAGACACCUAACAUAAGACCAAACGGCAUUAAAAUGUUUUGUUUUAUAUGUGUUUUGAACUGUCGUAGUCAUAGUCGCACAUUAACUUUGAAAUGACGACUGAGCUUCUUACUUUUGUUUUGUUUAGUUUGGAGGGUUUUUUUCUAUUAUUUCAAAGCUUGUGAUAAUUCAAGAGCUCUAACGACUUUCCUCGACUGUGUAUAAUGUGUUGUAAAGAGAACAUAAAUAAAAAUAAAAGCCGCAAGCACAGCUGUUGUCUGCUGAGGGCAAAGUAAACCCAG